This is a messenger RNA of Knipowitschia caucasica, 1236 nucleotides long. NCBI's taxonomy places the organism in Eukaryota, Metazoa, Chordata, Actinopteri, Gobiiformes, Gobiidae. The record is from the annotation of a GenBank genome assembly.
AUGUUUCCAAAACCUCAGUACCAGUAUUUGUCGAGAUUCAACAGCAGCAAUUAUUCACAAGCUGUUGAGUGUCAGAACGGAUGGGUUUACGACAACAGUACUUUCAAAUCUACUAUAGCCACAGAGUGGGACCUGGUGUGCAGCCGAAAAGGAAUGAACAAAGCCACGGCUACUUUCUUUUUCGUUGGGGUGAUGUGUGGAGCUCCAUUAUUUGGAUAUCUGAGCGACAGGUUUUUCACUGGAAUGUCCCUGGCUGGAAUAAGUAUCAUUUCUAUCGUUCUGAACGUGGAGUGGUUUGGGAUAGAGCACAGGACUUUCUCAGGUAUCAUCAUCAGUUUGGAUUGGACCAUUGGAAACUGGCUCCUGGUGUUGAUGGCCUACCUGGUGACCGAGUGGAGAACGCUCAUUCUGGUGGUGUCUUCACCGCUGCUCCUGGCUGUGAUUGCAUGGAGGUGGCUUCCUGAGUCUGCUCGAUGGUUGAUGGCGAACGGGAAGACUGACGAGGCCUAUUAUUAUUUAAAGAAAUGUGCUGAGAUGAACAACAGAGCCAAAUGCUUGUCUACACUAACACCAGAGGCAUUAUUAGAAGUUGCCGAGACAAGAGACAAGAAGUAUACAAUCAUAAACCUUUUUAAAACGCCUGGAAUUAGAAAGCUAUCUAUUUGUUCUGGGAUAAUGUGGUUUGGAGUCGCAUUUACAUACUAUGGAAUAAGUCUGAACAUCACCGGCUUUGGACUGAAUCCUUACCUCACACAGUUUAUUUUUGCGUCUAUUGAGAUGCCUAUGAAGAUUGGUGUUUAUUACUUCUUAGAAAAAAUUGGUCGGAAACCUGGACAAAUCCUGGCGCUGCUCGCUACCGGGCUUUGUCUCUUUAUCAACAUAUUUAUUACACAAGAUAAAUGGCUUGUUCGCACUGUUGUGGGUGUUCUUGGGAAGGCUAUGUCUGAAGCUGCAUUUACAAUUGCAUAUCUUUAUACUACUGAAAUCUAUCCCACAGUUGUCAGGCAAAAUGGUCUGGGAUACACGUCCUUUAUGGCACGUAUGGGCGUGUCCAUCUCUCCUCUCAUCAUGCUAUUGGAGGAUGUGUGGCAGCUCCUCCCAUCGAUCAUAUACUGUGCAGUGGCGAUCACCGCUGGUCUUGUGACCUUCUUUCUACGUGAAACAUUGAACCAGAGACUCCCACAAUAUAUUGAGGAUAUUGAGACACCAAGUGGUAAAUCGGCUGAAGAAAACUAA